Molecule: messenger RNA, 627 nt
Organism: Paraphaeosphaeria sporulosa
Lineage: Eukaryota; Fungi; Ascomycota; Dothideomycetes; Pleosporales; Didymosphaeriaceae
Exons: 1
Coding region: 1-627 (208 amino acids)
Source: RefSeq, a predicted model, not a curated record
AUGCGGUGCCCCGGACCGCCAUGCAAUCUGGGUCCUCACUGCUGGCGCGAUCCCUUCGGUAAGAAGCACUACAGGCUACGGACCCACCAUCUCAAGACCCUGAUCGGGCUUGUUCAGCAGGGCUACGUCUUGGACAGCCACGACGCUGUGCCUGACGAGGUCCGCAGCCAGCUGUACGCCGAGGAACAGCAGCGGCACGAGCGACGGUCUACGGCCGCCAGCGCAGCCACGCCAGGCUUCCCACCCAUCACCAUCACAAAUGUGAUGCCGUCUCCAUCUAACAGGUCCCCGUCGACGCCAUUGACAAGCGAUACCCCAAUCUCUGGGAAGCUUCACUCAGAUCGCGCCAGCGUCAACAUACCUGGGCCUCGUGAUGUGGCUGUUGUGGCCUACAGCGAGUGGCAGCGGUCGAACGUUGUUAACGAGGCGCAGAAGGUCGAAUAUACAAAAGCCUGUGAUGCUACCUUGCAGGAAAUGCUCGAUCUGGAGCAAGUGUAUGAGGACCAGGAUACUGAUUUCUACAUCCAGCAAGGUGUGAAGAUGGGCGUAGCACGUCGUUUUAUAAGUGACAUUCCAAGAUGGGCUGAGCUGUAUAGAAUAGCGUACAAUGAGCGCGGGGAGCACUAG